This is a messenger RNA of Leucoraja erinaceus (little skate), 5628 nucleotides long. It is a transcript of the gene slc1a6, whose product is annotated as solute carrier family 1 member 6. Bases 571 to 2241 code for a protein of 556 amino acids. The record is from RefSeq and is a predicted model, not a curated record. Gene Ontology annotation, cellular component: plasma membrane. The transcript has 10 exons. Gene Ontology annotation, molecular function: glutamate:sodium symporter activity; neutral L-amino acid transmembrane transporter activity; L-glutamate transmembrane transporter activity. Lineage: Eukaryota; Metazoa; Chordata; Chondrichthyes; Rajiformes; Rajidae. Gene Ontology annotation, biological process: L-glutamate transmembrane transport.
ACAGAAAGGGUGGGCUCGGUUUUUGCUGAGGCUUUCCAUGUGUAGUGAAUGUCAUCUGUGGACCCAUUCUGAGUGAGAGAGGCUGGGCAAAAGGGAUGGAUAGAGACUGUGCAUCUCUGUACUAGUUCCUGCUCUAACUUACUGUGCUGGAACGCUGUGAGUGUGUGAUUAUUAUUCUCUUUCUCUCUCUCACUCUCUCUCUCUCUCUCUCACUCUCUCUCUCUCUCUCUCUCUCUCUCUCUCUCUCUCUCUCUCUCUCCCUCCCUAACGCAAUUCAGUGCCAACUGACAACCAAACAUUCUGAAGCCGUGCUGAAGAGAUUCCCAAAACCAGCUCAAUCUAUCUCUCUCUCUCUCUCUCCCUCUCUAUCUCUCUCUCCCUAUCUCUCUCUCUCUCCGUGUGUUAGCACACCAGCUGAAAAAGUUCAACACCAGAGAUCAACAAGUGAAUGCUCAGCUAACGCAACAGUUGUUCACUGUUCAUUGAGAGAGAAAAAAAGAUCCAAUACCAGGGUGACUAUUCAUCUUCCUCCCAGCCGGAGUCCUGGCGGAGCGGGCGCUGGAUUCGAACAUGAGCGAGCGGCAGACCAACGUCAACAGCCUCUUCCUCAACGAAGACUCGGGCAACAGGAGCCCUGCGGACAGCAGGGUCCAACGGUUGCAGAAGGCCCUCAGGAAACGGGCUGGCCGGGCCAAGAAAAGCCUCAGCGACAUCAGCGGGCGGGACAUCCUGGGCUUCUUCAAGAGAAACGCCUUUGUCCUUCUCACCAUCUUUGCGGUCAUUCUGGGUAUCAUUCUAGGCUUCAUCCUGCGCCCCUACAAGUUCACCUACCGUGAGAUCAAGUAUUUCUCCUUCCCGGGCGAGCUCCUGAUGCGAAUGCUGCAGAUGCUGGUGCUGCCACUCAUCGUGUCCAGUCUAGUCUCCGGAAUGGCGGCUCUGGACAGCACGGCGUCUGGGAAGAUGGGGAUGCGAGCGGUGGUCUACUACAUGACCACCACCAUCAUCGCGGUCUUUGUCGGCAUCAUCAUGGUGAUGAUCAUCCACCCUGGCAAAGGGUCAAAGGUCGACCUGCACCGGGAGGGGAAGAUCGAGCGGGUGCAGGCCGCAGAUGCCUUCAUGGAUCUCAUCAGGAAUAUGUUCCCCCCCAAUCUAGUGGAGGCUUGUUUCAAGCAGUACAAAACAAAUUACAUCACGCGACCGAUCCUGAGGCCGACAUCGAUCAACCUCACAACAGCAACGGAGCCGUCCAUCGUUGACAAUGUAACGAAUGCGGUCAGAAAGCUGCAGGAGCUGAUGCUGUCCGAGGAGAUCAUUCCAGUUGCGGGCUCGUCCAACGCGGUGAAUGCCCUGGGUCUCGUGGUCUUUGCGAUUGCCUUUGGCCUGGUCAUCGGCAACAUGAAGCAACACGGCCGGCCAUUGAAGGAAUUCUUCGACAGUCUUAACGAAGCCAUCAUGAGGCUGGUCGCAAUUAUAAUCUGGUACGCGCCGAUAGGCAUCCUCUUCCUGAUCGCGGGCAAGAUCGUGGAGAUGCAGGACCUGAGCGUGAUGGGUGGGCAGCUGGGGAUGUACACGGUGACGGUUGUCGUUGGGCUGCUCAUCCACGCGCUGGUCGUCCUGCCCCUGCUUUACUUUGCCGUCACUCGCAAGAACCCCUGGGUCUUCAUCGGUGGCAUCCUGCAGGCCCUGAUUACAGCCCUCGGCACUUCAUCCAGCUCAGCCACUCUCCCAAUCACCUUUAAAUGCCUGGAAGAAAACAAUGGUGUGGAUAAACGUGUCACCCGCUUUGUCUUGCCUGUUGGAGCCACCAUUAACAUGGACGGCACGGCGCUCUAUGAAGCCCUGGCUGCCAUCUUUAUUGCCCAGGUCAAUAACUACGACCUCAACUUUGGGCAGAUCAUGACCAUCAGUAUCACGGCGACUGCAGCCAGCAUCGGGGCGGCGGGCAUUCCUCAGGCAGGCCUCGUUACCAUGGUGAUCGUUUUAACAUCAGUCGGACUUCCCACUGAGGACAUCACCCUCAUUAUCGCCGUGGACUGGUUCCUGGACCGUCUGCGGACCACCACCAACGUGCUGGGGGACUCGCUAGGGGCCGGCAUCGUGGAGCACCUCUCCAGACACGAGCUUCACACCAACGACACGGAAGUGGGGAACUCCGUCAUUGAAGAGAAGGAGAAAGCCUAUCAGCUGAUCUGUCAGGAACACGAAAACCAGAAGCAUGUGGACAGUGAGACAAUAAUGUGACUGGGACCGUUACAGGCCCAACCCAAGACAUCAACACACAAACAACAACCAUGUCAAUUGUGCGCCCGUCCGCACGUUCCUAAUCUAACUAGCCAGCAACGAAAAAAAUCUAAACUAGCUAAUUACUUCAGCAAGUAUCCCUGCAAAAUUAGGGGCAGACCUGUACGCAUGUGUUUGUCACGUGUGCUGUCCGUGUUAGUGCGUGUGCGUGUGUGCGUGUACACAUGGCGCCCAUGUUUGUGCGUGUAACACACUGCCAUUGUUCACUGCUAGCUGCGUUUAUGUGUGUUUAUAUAAUCAUUUCUGUGCAGGUGGACACCUCAUCAGAGCUGCAGUUCAUCAGUUCAUGUGUAGAGUCAUAGACUCAUAGCCAUAGAGGGCGUGGCAACAGGCCCAGCAGCCUGACUUGCCCCAUCAAUAUACAGUAUGUAUCCCUGACACUGAUGGACUCAACACAUGACUUCACCAACAGCUCCUCAUACACGAGCCUUGCGUAUAUUCACACGACAACGAAUGCAGUCCUUUGACCACGGUUCCAGACACAGAGCGAUACAGAGUAGAAACAUGCCUAUUUCGCCCCAACUUGCCCAUGCUGACCAACAUGCCCCAUCCACACUAGUCCCAACAUCGGUUCAUAUAUGUGUGUGUGUGUGUGUGUGCGUUACAUGCAUCAACCGUGUUCAUGCGUGUGUACAAGUCUCUCCGCCUUUGCGUGUCUUUGUACAUGCGUGUGUGUGUGUGUGGGGGGUUUUUAAACUGGAAAGGGUCACUUUUUAAACCGGUAACCCCCCCCAGGAGCUCGUUCUCUCGUAGCUGGGAGAGGAGUCCUCUUGCACGCGCUGGGCGUAAAAUCAUAAAUAUGUUCCUGGCUCUGCUCUCCACGGCGUACCAUAGAACUCGGAUCCCUGAGCCAGAACGGGAGUCGACUUUCACUAGAAACACUUGAAGAAGACACACAUGAAAUGGACAGUGAGAGGGCAGGGGGUGGGGGUGAGAGUCGAUUGCCAUUCAGUGCGCAUGGCGGGCUGGACAGACUCCAGCUGUACUGGCAUUUCUGUGGUCGCCCUGUGAUAUUUCCUGGUUGUAAACUGGUCAGAUCGCUCUGUGUCGGCAGAUAUCUAACCGGGAGUUUCCUUCACCCAUUGCAAGUCACGUGGGGACUGUUGCUGGAUGGUGCUGUGCAAAGGUCCUACAGCGAGCAAGAUAGGCCACUCGACGAAAAAGACAUAGUACGGUCAUGGGCAGAUUCAUGGGUAAUUAAAGGCCCCAUUUCCGUAACCGGCUUCCGUCUCCGCACCAAAGAUCCCGUAGCGGAGCAAAGAUACUAGUGCGGAGACGGAAGCCGGUUACGGAAACAUCCUCGUAAAAAUAAAAGUUAUUUGGUAAAAAUCUUCUCCUCAUUCUCAGAAUUUUAAUUUAUUAACACAAUCUGUUCCCCCGCAACGUUGAUUACACUGCGAGUCGGGUCGGGUCGGGUUCGGUUACGGAAAUGGAUGAAAAAAAUGCCCACGUUCCGCUCCAUUGCGUACUACACGUCAGCCCAUUGCGUUUAGCAGGAGUGGACUAUCUUGCUCCACUAUAGGAUCUUUGGUGCAGUGACCGUUCGAAUGUUAGGAGUGGGGUUUGGCUUGGUGUGGGAGUGUAAUGCAUGUGAUGGUGGAACAGCAGCCCCCACUUCGAACGCCAUUCUGGUUUUAGAUCCAUCAGACACCCCCCCCCUCUCCCCAAGACAAUGGUGACCAUCAAGCUAGCCAGCGCAACGAUUCCUGCCUUCCACAGCUCGAGAGGCCGAUGGAAGAGGGGGGUAUUAUUAAGGCAGAAGUUGAUAGAUUGUUGAUUUGUACGGGUGUCACAGUUAUGGGGAGAAGGCAGGAGAACGCGGUUGAGAGGGAGAGAUAGCCCACCGAGACCACUCUAACCAGCGACUCCCACACACACUAACACUAUCCUACACACACUAGGGACAAUUUUUACAUUUGCACCAAGCCAAUGAACCUACAAACCCUGUACGUCUUUGGAGUGUGGGAGGAAACUUAGAAACAUAGAAAAUAGGUGCAGGAGUAGGCCAUUCGGCCCUUCGAGCCAGCGCCGCCAUGCAACAUCAUCAUGGCUGAUCAUCCAAAAUCAGUACCCCGUUCCUGCUUUUCUCCCCAUAUCCCUUGAUUCCGUCAGCCCGAGGAGCUAAAUCUAACUCUCCCUUGAGAUCAGCCACCAUUGAUUGAAUGGCGGAGUAGACUCAAUGGGCCGAAUGUCCUAAUUCUGUUCCCAUCAUGUACUUAUGAACGGGACGUAUAUAAGGCUCCAGAACCAGUGCGAUGAAAUUUCUGAUUUUUUUAAUGUUGGGAACUCCGGUGUAACAAAGUUGAAACUGUUUAAGAAAGAACUGCAGAUGCUGGAAAAAUCGAAGGUAGAUAAAAAUGCUGGAGAAACUCAGCGGGUGAGGCAGCGUCUAUGGAGCGAAGGAAUAGGUGACGUUUCGGGUCGAGACACUUCCGGGUGAGGCAACAUCGAUGGAGUGAAGGAAUAGGUAACGUUUCGGGUCGAGACCCUUCUGGGUGAGGCAGCAUCUAUGGAGCGAAGGAAUAGGUGACGUUUCGGGUCGAGACACUUCCGGGUGAGGCAACAUCGAUGGAGUGAAGGAAUAGGUAACGUUUCGGGUCGAGACCCUUCUGGGUGAGGCAGCAUCUAUGGAGCGAAGGAAUAGGUGACGUUUCGGGUCGAGACCCUUCCGGGUCUCGACCCGAAACGUCACCUAUUCCUUCGCUCCAUAGAUGCUGCCUCACCCGCUGAGUUCCUCCAGCAUUUUUGUCUACCUUUAAGCUGAAAGUGCGGCAAGAUUGGGAGAUGUAUUCUACCCGCCCUGUCUCCAUUAACCCCUCUCACAUUUCCAAAUCAUCUCGACCUCCGAGCAAGGAGCCCACAAUAUUCCCCUCCUUCAUUACAUAUGUCCUGUCUUAUUUAUCAUGCUUUCUGAUCAUCGGGCCAGACAUGGGGCUACGCUCAAUGUAAUUCAUUAGUUCUCGGAACCAACAAACCCUGGCUCACUAAUCAGCCAGGGUUAGGCAGACACAGAGUCGGGGGCAGGUUGAACGAUCUUAAUUCUGCCCCCGAUUCAUUGUGUUAAGACAGCUCCUUAACCUCUGCACACGAACAUUCGUGGAGACACUUUAUGCAAAAGGCAAGUAAAAUCUUUAGGUAUUACAAAAAUAACGUUUGCUAAUCUACAGACAGUGUCGUUGUCAGAUGGUGUAAAAUGUACGAUAUGUGUGAUGUAUUUCUAAUCUCUAAGUGAUAUUGGCAUAAGAUCCGAAACAUGUACUCAAAUCCAAUCAAAACGUUGUACUCCCAUAAUGUUUUGUAAGUAAAGUCUUCUCUGUUCCUCCAUGA